AAAUGUUUUCGAUUUGCUAGGCUGUCAUGUUGUCUUUGGAAUGGGCAUUUCACGCCAAUAUUAUAUAGAUGGUCUAAAUUGCUGUCCAAACGAUUCGUUAUAUAGAUACACGAGACGAUGAUAAAGACAGAGAAAAUUCUGCACCUAAAGAGUUCGCGUGGGCGGAAAGUUCGGGUAGUUCGUGAGCACUAUUUGAGAGAACAUAUUCCAUGUUUCAGCGCUCUCUGUCAAGCGGAUUGUACCAAUGAAGGUAAGGUCCUGUCUGCGGAUGCAACUCACUAUGUAGUGCCAGACGCCGGGGUGGUUCGGGACUUCCUGGAGGUGCUGGAGUUCAGAGAACUGCGAGGGAUCGUGUUCACUCAGACGGCGUGCCAAGCAGUCCAGCACAGCCGCGGACGCAGACAGUACAACCGACUGCGCAGUCUUCUGAAGGACCCCCGGCAUGACUGCGUGCUCUUCUGCAAUGAGUUCCAGCAGUACGCCUACUGUCCCAGGGAGCAGGGCGAGGCCCAGGACAAGUGGCAGACAAGAUGUGUGUAUCACGCAGCGGUGUGGUACUACGAUCACCUGGCAGGGCUGAAGCCGGUAGUGAUGAUCACUGAGGACCCUGCUGCCGUGAGCGAGUACAGCAGUCUGAAAAGCGGCGUUUAUGUCAUCUCCACACAGGAGUACCUGCAGAGUUUCUGGCCAGACCUGCAGGGGGCGCUGGAGCUGCACAGCUCCAUCUCUCAGGCUCUACAGGAGCGGGAGAGCGAGGGCCAGGAGCGGGAGUAUGCCGAGCACCUCCCCCCCGAGGUCCUGGAGGCGGGGAUCAAGUCGGGCCGGUACCUGCAGGGCACUCUGAAUGUGAAUAAGCACAGGGCACAGAGCGAGGCCUUCGUUCGGGUCGAGGGUUCCACCAAUAAGAAUGAAGAGCUGAACACCGACGUGCUGGUGUGCGGCGUGAAGCUGCGGAACCGCGCGGUGCACGGCGACGUGGUGGUGGUGGAGCUCCUGCCGCGCGCAGAAUGGCGGGGACACAAUACGGCGCUGACGGAGGGGGAGGGCGAGGCGGCGGAGGAGCCGCAGAGUCAGCCCAUGCCCACAGGUUAUGUGGUGGGCAUUCUGCAGCGGAAUUGGCGGGAUUAUGUGGUGACCUUUCCCCCAUGGGAGGAGGUUCAGUCUCAGAGCCAUGGCUCCCAGCGCAUCCUGGUCAUACCGUGGGACUACCGGCUGCCCAAGAUCCGCAUCAGCACCCAGCAAGCUGAGGCCCUGCAGGGACACAGGGCAAUCGUGCGCUUGGACUCCUGGGACAGCACCUCCCUCUAUCCAAACGGCCACUUUGUGAGGGUGCUGGGGAAAGCGGGCGAGCUUGAGACUGAAAUCCACACCAUCCUGACUGAGAACAGCAUCCAUGUGCCUCCCUUCUCUGAGGCCCAGUUGCGGGAGAUGCCACAGAAUUCGCAGGAGAACCCCUGGCAGGUGGAGCCUGGCCAAGUGGGGGCGCGGAGGGACCUGAGGGACACUCGCCUGGUGUUCAGCAUCGACCCUAAGGGCUGCGAGGACGUGGACGACACGCUGUCCGUACGCACCCUGCCCGGGGGGGUACUGGAGCUCGGCGUCCACAUUGCGGACGUCACUCACUUCGUCAGAGCGGGGUCGCUUACGGACCUGGAGGCCCGCUCCAGGGCCACCACAUACUACCUGGCUGACCGGCGCUACGACAUGCUGCCCUCCGUGCUGAGUGCAGACCUGUGCUCUCUGCUGGGCGGCAAGGACAGGUAUGCCAUGAGCGUGCUGUGGCAGCUGGAUGCACAGUCCCUGGCGGUGCAGCAGGUGUGGUUCGGGCGCACGCUGAUCCGCUCCUCCUACCAGCUGCACUACGAGCUGGCCCAGAGCCUGCUGAACGGGGACGAGGGGGCCGAGGUCCCGGAGCUCGCCCCUCUGGACCCCGCCGAGCGCCGCAGGAAGCGGGCAGAGCUCUGCCGGGCGCUGGAGGCGCUGACCCGCGUGGCCCGGCAGCUGCGGGCCCGGAGGGACGAGGGCGGAGCCCUGGAGCUGGAGGGCGUGGAGGUGCGGGCCCAGCUGGACGCCGACAGGAACAUCACCGCCCUGGUGCCCAGGCAGCCCCUGGAGGUGCACGAGACGGUGGCGGAGUGCAUGAUCUACGCCAACCACUGGGUGGCACGCAAGAUCCAGGAGAGCUUCCCCCACCAGGCGCUGCUGAGGCACCACCCUGCCCCCCGGCAGCAGUUCUUCAACCAGCUGAUGGACAGCGCCAAGGCCCGGGGCUUCACCAUUGACACACGGUCCAACAAGGCUCUGGCGGACUCCCUGGACCGGGCCGUGGACCCACAGGACCCACUGGUGAACCGGCUGUUGCGGAUGAUGGCCACACAGGCCAUGUCCAACGCCCUGUACUUCUCCACUGGGGCGUGUUCCCAGGACCAGUUCAACCACUAUGGUCUGGCUCUGGACCGCUACACCCACUUCACCUCCCCAAUCCGUCGCUAUGCCGACGUCAUCGUGCAUCGCCUCCUCACUGCCGCCCUUGAGAAGGACAAAGAGGUGGAGCCAAAGGAGGCACCAGCCAGUAACAAGGAGCUGGAGGCACUGGCACACCACAUCAACGACAAGAACAGGGCGGCCCAGCACGCUCAGAAGCAGAGCACAGAGCUCUUCCAGUGCCUCUACUUCAAGGAUAAAGACCCAAUGACAGACGAGCGCUGUGUAGCAGACGCACUAGUCUAUGCCAUCCGGGCCAACGGCAUGCUGGUCUUUAUUCCCCGGUACGGGGUGAAGGGUGCGGUGUACCUGAAGAACCGAGAUGGCCAGGUGUUAAGCGUCAGGGCGGACGGGAGCUGUGAGUGGCAGUCCGGCUCGCUGCAGAGGCACCCAGACCGGAUCAGCACGAGCACCAGCGCCGGCACACACACCUUCUGCCUGUUCGACCACAUCACCGUGCGCAUCUCGGUGCAGUCGUCUCGCUGCCACGCGGACCGCCUGUGUCUGGAGGUGAUCAGCAGCCUACGGCACGAGGCCGUGGAGCCGGGCUCGCAGAAGGCGGGGCAGGGCAGGGCGGAGCUGGUGCAGGAGGUGGUGCGCUGGGCAGAGGAGGCAUCCCAGAGAGAGGCGGAGGGCCGGGCCGGGGCGCCCAAGCUGUCCCGGGAGGAGAGGGAGUUUCGGCAGAGCAAGAAGCCCAACCUCUAUACCAUCCUGCAGGAGAUCCAGGAGCUGGCGCUGUCAGACCCGAACCUGACUCCAGAACCACAGACCUGCACCACAACUGCCUGACUCUGUCCUGCUGACCCAGGAAAACCACAGAGACUCAUGGGACAAGACAUGCACUGCAAUCCACCGUUGGAGGUGGAUGCACUUGCUGCCUAUAUAACUGACCCUGGAUCAGUUUUACACCUAGUGGUUGGUUAGGAGGUCUGAUAUUGCAUCUGUUGUCUAGGGCAGGAAGCAAGGACAACUACCUUGAACCAACACAGAAGAAACUGGGGAAAAAGUAUUCAACAAGUCUUAAUGCUGCCUAAUAGGUUUUAUUUUAAAAGAAACAUUUCAUGCUGAUUAGUAUGUUUUGGAUAAUUCAUCUGGGGAUACAAGAAGA
Megalops cyprinoides (Indo-Pacific tarpon) is the source of this 3592-nucleotide messenger RNA. It is a transcript of the gene dis3l, whose product is annotated as DIS3 like exosome 3'-5' exoribonuclease. Bases 118 to 3273 code for a protein of 1051 amino acids. Gene Ontology annotation, molecular function: RNA binding; 3'-5'-RNA exonuclease activity. NCBI's taxonomy places the organism in Eukaryota, Metazoa, Chordata, Actinopteri, Elopiformes, Megalopidae. The record is from RefSeq and is a predicted model, not a curated record. Gene Ontology annotation, biological process: rRNA catabolic process. The transcript is spliced from 17 exons. Gene Ontology annotation, cellular component: cytoplasmic exosome (RNase complex).